Poecilia reticulata (guppy) is the source of this 1170-nucleotide messenger RNA. The record is from RefSeq and is a predicted model, not a curated record. Lineage: Eukaryota; Metazoa; Chordata; Actinopteri; Cyprinodontiformes; Poeciliidae.
CGGGAGAGUCGUGCGUAACUGGAGACAGAUUUCUCUCCAUUUUGCGCUCAGAUUUUGGGGACCACUGGUGGUGCAGCGCUUACUGGCCGCUGGAGCUUUGCAUAUUUUUUGCUCCUGAGUCUCUUUCUCCCUCCCUCUCUCUUUUAUCUACGCCAGCUGUACGUCAGAGCUGACAUGACAACCGAGACCACUCAGCAGCAGCUGGACCCUCCGCCUCCUCUGAGAUCCAGCCCGGCGUCCGGCGUCUUGCACCCCGCUAUGCUGAGCMCACAGGCCGCCACGGAAAGCGCUUCUGCGGGCGCCAAGGGGAAGAAGAGCACCUCGGGUCUGAGGCGACCAGAGAAGCCUCCAUACUCCUACAUCGCUCUUAUCGUCAUGGCAAUACAAAGCUCGCCGACCAAACGUCUGACCCUCAGUGAGAUCUACCAGUUCCUGCAGGCUCGCUUCCCGUUCUUCAGAGGUUCAUAUCAGGGCUGGAAGAACUCAGUCCGACAUAAUUUGUCACUGAACGAGUGCUUCAUCAAGCUGCCCAAAGGACUAGGCCGGCCCGGGAAAGGCCACUACUGGACCAUCGAUCCGGGCAGCGAGUUCAUGUUCGAAGAGGGUUCGUUUCGGCGCAGACCAAGAGGCUUCAGGAGGAAAUGCCAAGCCUUGAAGCCCAUGUACCGGAUGAUGAACGGCAUCGGCUUCGGCACCUCUAUUCUCCCGCAGAGCUUCGACUUCCAGGCUCCAUCCGCCACCCUUGCCUGUCACAGCAACAGCUACAACCUGGACAUGAUGAGCAAUUCGAUGGCUGGAGGAUACGACGGCCUGAGUGGGGGCCACCAUGUCCCCCACAUGUCCCCCAGCCCCGGAUCUACUUACAUGGCGAGCUGCCCCGUCCCUCCGAGCGGGGAGUACGGGCCGGACAGCAGCAGCAGCCCAGUCCCGUCCUCUCCGGCUAUGGCCAGUGCACUGGACGGCCAUUCCCCGUACGCCUCAACGUCCGCGCAUUGGGCUUCCUCCGGCGGCUCGCCCUACAUCAAACAGCAGUCCCUGGCCUCCAGCAGCCCGGCGUCGUCCGGUUUACACUCCGGCAUGUCGCCCUAUUCUCUGGAGCAGAGUUACCUCCACCAGAACGGCAGGGACAGCCACUCAGCUGACAUAUCAGGUACCAACACCAGUUCAUGA